CCGGAAGUGGGCGGGGCGUACGCGUUUGUUGUGCUCGAGGCCGUUUCCGGCGCAGGUCUGAGGCUCCGGGAGGCCAGCCUGUCCCCAUGAGUUCCCCAGUGGAGGAUGUCCAUGAUCCUUUUUGCCUGCGUGGUGCGGGUGAGGGACGGACUCCCACUCUCGGCCUCCACAGACUUCCACCUCGACCAGGACUUCUUGGAAUGCCGGAAGAAACUCAAGGCCCUAUCAUCCAUCUUGACACAGUAUCCAGAGCGGGGUACAGCCACCGAACGUGACCUCAGCAUACACUUCCAUUCCUCGGGAGACAUUGCCUGCAUGGGCAUCUGCAGAAACAGCUAUCCCUCAGUCAUGGCCUUCUGCUUCCUGGAAGAGCUCCAGUGGGAAUUUGCCACUACUUAUGAUGCUGCAAGUGUGGGCCUGGCAUCCAGGCCAUAUGCUUUUCUUGAAUUUGACAAUGUCAUUCAGAAAGUCAAAAGCCGUUUCAAUUACACAAACUGUGCGCAGACAGCAUUCAACAUGGAAAAAAUCCAGGAAGAGCUUCGCUUGCAGCCUCCUGCUCUUGUCCGGUUGGAAGACACGGCAUUGAUGAACGGGAUGGUGAAUGGCCACACGGAGCUCCAUGCCGAACCUGCCCCCGCUUACCGAAUGCAACCAGUGUCUCCAUUGGGAAUUUUAUCUCUGGUUCUCAACAUCAUGUGUGGUGCCUUGAAUCUCAUUCGAGGAGUUCAUCUUGCAGAGUAUUCUUUUCAGGAAGAUCGCACAGGAAUUGGGAAAGUAAUAGCAUUCCUUCUGCCUUUUGUAGCCUGUUUCCUGUUGUGCUAUCUCUACCUGUUCUACAGCUCAGCCAGGAAGAUAAAGGUCUUCAUACUUUACGUCACAAUCUGUUUAUGCAACAUUUAUUUGUACGGACUGAGGAACAUCUGGCAGAUCCUCUUCCACAUCGGGGUGGCUUCCUUUUCUUCCCAUCAGAUACUAACACGGCAGGUUGCAGAGAAACAGCCAGAUUUUGGAGUAUGAACAAGAAAACAAGGCAACUGGAAA
Molecule: messenger RNA, 1041 nt
Organism: Anolis sagrei ordinatus
Lineage: Eukaryota; Metazoa; Chordata; Lepidosauria; Squamata; Anolidae
Gene: SEC22C
Product: SEC22 homolog C, vesicle trafficking protein
Biological process (GO): endoplasmic reticulum to Golgi vesicle-mediated transport
Cellular component (GO): membrane
Source: RefSeq, a predicted model, not a curated record